This is a messenger RNA of Quercus robur (English oak), 2648 nucleotides long. Its product is annotated as mechanosensitive ion channel protein 8-like. Gene Ontology annotation, molecular function: mechanosensitive monoatomic ion channel activity. Gene Ontology annotation, cellular component: plasma membrane. The transcript is spliced from 5 exons. The record is from RefSeq and is a predicted model, not a curated record. The coding region runs from base 223 to 2451 and encodes 742 amino acids. Gene Ontology annotation, biological process: monoatomic anion transport; transmembrane transport. Lineage: Eukaryota; Viridiplantae; Streptophyta; Magnoliopsida; Fagales; Fagaceae.
AGGUUCUUCAGUAUUGGUUCUUCAGUAGUGGACUUACCUUUUGCUUUAAGCCCCUGUAGAAUCACAUCUAAAAUUAGUGCUUUACAUGAACAACUGUUCCUGGCGUACUGUUGCCUUGGUGCUUAUAAAAGUUGGUCGAAUUUUUUUUAUGGAAACUUUCAGAAAGCCCUUGAAACCAAGCUCUUCUCUUCUGCUAAACAAUAACAGCAACAGCAACAUCAGAUGGCUCAAAGUAAAAGAGAAGAAGAUGUAGUAAUCAAGCUUGAUGAUGUUAAUGAUAAUAGCAAAAAGAUUAAUAAUGGAAGUUCAAGCAGCAACAACUAUCAACGAAGAAGUGAGUCUGUACGACGAAGAAAUAAAGAGUUGUCGGACCAAGAAAACCACCAAGGGUACUUGAAUUCAGGUGGAGCAGAGGUUGUAAAGUGUAGUUCAAAUGUUUCAUUCCAGCGAGGCCCGUGGAAGUCAGUGAUGAGCAUGACCAAGUCUAGGCUGAUAGAUCCACCAGAGGAACCAUGUCAAAGUUCAGUAAACACUGGAAGAAUGCCUGCGCAAGAUCGAGACUGGGAGGACGAUGAUAUUGAAGACAUCCCGCAGGAGUAUAAGAGAAUGAAAUUCGGCACACUGACAAUACUUCAAUAUGUGAGUCUUGUUUUGAUAAUUGCAGCCUUAGUUUGUAGCCUUUGGUUCCCAAUUAUAAAGAGGCACAUAGUGUGGGAUCUUCCAUUAUGGAAGUGGGAAAUAAUGGUUUUAGCAUUAAUCUGUGGACGUUUAGUCUCAGGUUGGGGAAUUCGAGUGGUUGUGUUCUUUAUAGAACUCAAUUAUAUUUUGCGAAAACGGGUAUUGUAUUUUGUUUAUGGGUUAAGGAAAUCUGUCCAGAAUUGCCUCUGGUUGGGUUUGGUUUUGCUUGUGUGGCAUAGUAUCUUCCACGACAAGGUUAAAAAGGAGACAAAGAGCAAGAUUUUGCCUUAUGUAAAUAAGGUUCUAGUUUGUUUUCUUGUGGGUACCCUAAUAUGGCUCUUGAAAACUCUGCUUGUUAAGGUCCUGGCUUCAACCUUUCAUGUAAACACAUUUUUUGAACGAAUCCAGGAGGCUUUGUUUAGUCAGUACGUCAUCAAAAAUCUCUCUAGUCCGCUGUUGUUUAAAAGGAAUGAUACACAAGAAGAGGAAGCUAUGGCUGAGGUUCAAGAGCUUGAGAAACCUGGUGUUACUUUGCAUUCCAGUAGUAGGAGGGUGAUAGGAAGUAGUAGACUAGUAAAAAGUCCCAAGGUUGAGAAGAAUUCUAGAUUUUCAAGGACAAGCUUUAAAAAAGAAGAUGAGGAGAUCGCCGUUGAUCAUCUGCAUAAGCUGAAUCAGAAGAAUAUAUCAGCUUGGAAUAUGAGGAGGAUGGUUAAUAUUAUCCAGCAUGGGGAUUUAUCCACUCUGGACGAGCAGUUACUGAAUUCAAAAAUUGAGGAUGAAGCUUUGUUGCAGAUUAGAAGUGAAUGCCAGGCAAAAGAGGCAGCCAAGAGGAUAUUUCAGAAUGUGGCAAAGCCAGUGUCGCAGUAUAUUUACCUCGAGGAUGUGAUGCACUUUAUGAGUAAAGAAGAAGCUUUGAAGACAAUGCAUCUGAUUGGAGUAGCAGCUGAGAAUAAGGGAAUCAGCAAGUCCUUCCUUAAGGACUGGAUGGUUAAGGCAUUUAGAGAGAGAAGGGCACUUGCAUUGUCUCUCACUGAUACAAAAACAGCUGUGGAAGAGUUCCAUACUUUGUUGAACAUUCUUGUAGCUAUCGUUAUAUUGAUAAUAUGGCUUAUUAUACUCGGAGUUCCAAUUACCCACUUCCUCGUCUUUAUAAGUUCACAGCUUCUUCUGGUGGUGUUUGUGUUUGGGAAUACCUGCAGAACAGUAUUUGAAGCAAUCAUCUUCUUAUUUGUAAUGCACCCAUUUGAUGUUGGUGAUCGUUGUGAAGUGGAUGGAGUCCAGAUGGUAGUCGACGAGAUGAACUUACUAACUACAGUUUUUUUGAGAUAUGAUAACCAAAAGAUCAUAUACCCUAACAGUAUUCUAGCUACUAAGCUCAUUGGUAACUAUCAUCGUAGUCCAGACAUGGGAGAUGCAAUUGAUUUCUGUAUUAACAUCUCCACCCCAACGGAAAAGGUCACCAACAUGAAAGAAAGAAUAACAAGGUAUAUUGAAAACAAGAACGAGCACUGGCAGCCAGGUCCAAUGGUGAUAAUGAGGGAUGUUAUAGACAUGAACAAACUGAUGAUGUCAGUGUGGCUUACACACAAAAUGAACUAUCAGGACAUGGGGGAGAGAUGGAUUAGGAGAGACCUCCUUCUUGGAGAGAUGAUCAAAGUUUUCAAGGAGCUCAAUAUUGAAUAUCGCCUACUGCCUCUUGAUGUGAAUGUCCAGAACUUGCCCCCUCUGGUAUCAGACAGGCUUCCUUCGACUUGGAAAACUUAUGCUAGCUGAUUAUGUAGGACAAAUAUAGUGAGGCCAACUCCGAGAAUGAGCACUGGCACCCAGCACCAAUUCCUUUUCGGCCUAUGAUGGAAUUGGCAAUGGUUCCCCAUAAGAAUUGUUGGAUUUAGGAAUGAUUUAUGGUGACUCGAGAUAAACUCCUAUAUCCCUAAUAAAACAGAAAUGAAAUACAUUACUAGUUUGUUCUU